ACAGUAACAUAAAUCAUGCACUUAUCAAAAAGUAAGUAUACUAUACAUUUAUGUGAGUAUGGCCAUCCUUCAUAUGCAUUGGAAAUAUUGAAAGGUCUUCUUGAAUAAGACACUGACUAUUUGUUGAGACUAUUCAUAGAGAAGUGGGAAAUGCAACAUGAGCCUGCUUCCCUCUGCAUGAAAUGCUUUAAGUCACAGUGUGAGUUGUCACAUUUGCACAAAAGAAUGGACAUCACUAUUGUGUGUGUGUGUGUGUGUGUGUGUGUGUGUGUGUGUGUGUGUGUGUCUACUUGAUGUGGUAUGUCAGCAGUGCCUUCUGUAUUUCUGACAGUUUGAGGUAGUCGUCACUGGCAGCUGCUUGCUGACAGUCCCGCACCGGAAUAACACCGAGUGGCGUUGCAGUUAAUACACACUGCCACUCCCUGCCCACCGUGGCUCUGACUGCAGCCAACACACCCAGCCUCUCACUGUGGCUUCCCUUGCUUCAUUAUCUGGGCUUCAGCUUCAGCCUGCUCCCCUCAGUCAGAGAGCCCGAUCAUGGCUGACAGUAACCACGGCCAGGAGCAGAUGAUGAGGAUGGACAGCCACUCUAGGGAGAUCGACCUCAUCAACAGGGACCCCAAGCAAAUCAAUGAGGAUGUGGUCAAGGUCAACUUUGAAGAUGUGAUCGCAGAGCCAGCUGGCAUACACAGUGUGGACCGGGUGUGGACAGCCAGCUACACCACCUUCACUGUGUCCAAGUACUGUUGUUAUCGCUGCCUGACGGCCAUCUUGGGCAUCCCUCUGUCAGUGCUCUGGGGCCUCCUGUUUGCUCUUGUGUCUUUCUGCCACAUCUGGGCAGUUGUGCCCUGCAUCAAGAGCUGUCACAUUGAGACCCAGUGUCUGAGUCGAUUCUACUCGCUGGCCAUACACACCUUCAUUGGCCCACUCUUUGAGGCAAUGGGGAAGAUGUACAGCGGCGUGAGAGUAGUUUUGCGCAAGGAGACAUGAGAGUUUGAUUCAUUCAGGGAUGAAGAUCAAUUUCAGGACGUCUGAAACUAAAGAUGCAAUUCUAAUAGUUGUUUUUCUUUUUUGAAUCUUAAAAUUGUCUUAAAAUCUCAAUCUGAAAAUUGU
Messenger RNA from Scophthalmus maximus (turbot), 1113 nucleotides. RefSeq names its product caveolin-3-like. The coding region runs from base 538 to 990 and encodes 150 amino acids. The record is from RefSeq and is a predicted model, not a curated record. Lineage: Eukaryota; Metazoa; Chordata; Actinopteri; Pleuronectiformes; Scophthalmidae. Gene Ontology annotation, cellular component: caveola. Gene Ontology annotation, biological process: caveola assembly; regulation of membrane potential. Gene Ontology annotation, molecular function: molecular adaptor activity; transmembrane transporter binding; connexin binding. The transcript is spliced from 2 exons.